AUGUAUCUAAAUGUUUACAAGCUUGAGGGCCUGGGCCCAGUUCUCUCAGUAGCUGCCUACAGCCAAGAAAACUGGGCAGCAGUAGAACGCAUUUUCGAGUCCCACUCGCAAGAGUCAUUCCCUCAAAACUUAUUCAGACAGCUGCAGGGUGUCCAAGACAAAUCCAGGACACCCUACUUAAUAAAGGCAAUUGGCACUUCUGGAUUAAAAGUUGCCAGAGAAAUUGCAGAAGAUAAAAGAAAAGACCACAUGAAGCAAUUAGCUGUGGCCACAUUAAAGAUGGGGACGUGGGAAGACAUUGAGGAGACAUAUACGUUGUCAGACAAGAUGUUAGAGUUCACUGGUAUGCUUAUUUAUUAAAGGUUAUAAUUUGGAGAAAAAAUAGCCUAUUAAAAAUAAUGGCUUAUUUGCAAUUAUUAA
This is a messenger RNA of Dreissena polymorpha, 420 nucleotides long. RefSeq lists its product as uncharacterized. NCBI's taxonomy places the organism in Eukaryota, Metazoa, Mollusca, Bivalvia, Myida, Dreissenidae. The transcript has 4 exons. The coding region runs from base 1 to 360 and encodes 119 amino acids. The record is from RefSeq and is a predicted model, not a curated record.